UUUUUUUUUUUUUUUCACUGCCUGAGUUGAUUCUACAGAUUAUUCUUCUUUUUCAACUACUGCGAUAGACGUCUAUCGCAUCAAAAUGGUUCAAAAGACCCCACCUCAAAGAAUUUCACGCCUCUCUCCUAACAACCCCUCGUUGCCUGCUAGUGCGCGGUGGCAAGCAGUCGUCAAUCGCGACGCAACAGCAAAUACCUUUGUCUACGCCGUUUUAACGACCAGGAUAUACUGUCGACCGUCUUGUCCAGCUCGUCUCGCACGACGGGCAAAUGUCAAAUUCUACGAUACCCCGUCGCAGGCCGAGGCUGCAGGAUUCCGAUCCUGCAAGCGGUGCAAACCAGAGACAAUCCGGGCGGUUAACCCCCAAACCCAAUUGAUAGAAAAUGCGUGCGAGACAAUCCUGUCAGAUAUAAGGGCCGGAUCGAAGCCGAGACUUCAGAAACUUGCGGACGAGGCUUGUCUGACACCGAGUCAUUUCCAUCGUGUGUUUAAACGGGUGAUGGGCGUAACGCCUGGUCAAUACGCCCAGGAGGUGUUGAACAAAAAUUCUCAACAGUCUUUGGAUCAGAACAGCGGACAGGAUGGAAAUAAUGGAAGCAUCUUUUCGAUGACGGCUGUGGCGGAUGGUGUAGAUUUGGAUAAUCCUGGUUCAUCUGGCGGAUUGGGUGAUAUAUAUACAAACGCCGGUGGUUCCAUGCCGUGGAACGAGUUUGACAUCCUAAUAACCGCGGAGGAUGAGCAAGAGUACAGACAGAAUACAUGAUCUUAAUUCUUAGGUCAACUUGCUUAUAUGAAGUAGAGUACGUACUCUGUAAG
Molecule: messenger RNA, 819 nt
Organism: Aspergillus wentii DTO 134E9
Lineage: Eukaryota; Fungi; Ascomycota; Eurotiomycetes; Eurotiales; Aspergillaceae
Gene: mpt
Product: putative DNA repair and transcription factor Ada
Exons: 2
Coding region: 86-766 (226 amino acids)
Biological process (GO): DNA repair; regulation of DNA-templated transcription
Molecular function (GO): DNA-binding transcription factor activity; methyltransferase activity; sequence-specific DNA binding
Source: RefSeq, a predicted model, not a curated record